AGAAGCUGCAGGAGCUCAGAAGGAUAAUGGUAGCUCAGACACGCCGACACCGACGACGGCGGAUGCCACCGCCGACGAGCCCAUGGUCGGUCCUGGUCCGGCCCCACAACCACGACGCAAGCGCCCUCUUCAGUUCGAGAAGGCCUAUCUCGACUCUCUGCCCUCCGCCAAUAUGUAUGAAAAGAGUUAUAUGCAUCGUGAUGUGGUCACUCAUGUUGCUGUCUCACCUGCUGAAUUUUUCAUCACUGGAAGUGCCGAUGGUCACUUGAAGUUCUGGAAGAAAAAGCCUAUUGGAAUUGAGUUUGCCAAGCAUUUCAGAUCUCACCUUGGACCGAUCGAAGGUCUAGCUGUUAGUGUGGAUGGUAUGCUUUGCUGUACAAUCUCAAAUGAUCGGUCAGUUAAAAUAUAUGAUGUAGUCAAUUAUGACAUGAUGGCCAUGGUACGCCUCCCUUUCAUACCUGGUUGUGCCGAAUGGGUUUACAAACAAGGGGAUGUCAAGGCUAAGUUGGCUAUCAGUGACCGUAAUUCCUCAUUUGUACAUAUAUAUGAUGCCAGAGCCGGCACAAAUGAGCCCAUCAUAUCUAGAGAGAUACACUUAGGGCCCAUUAAAGUAAUGAAGUUCAACCAGGUUUUUGACGCCGUCAUCUCUGCAGAUGAUAAAGGAAUUAUUGAGUACUGGAAUCCUGGCACGCUAAAGUUCCCUGAGGAUGGGAUUGGUUUUAGAUUGAAAACUGAUACAAAUCUCUUUGAAAUCGUGAAAUGCAAGACUACAGUUUCUACUCUAGAGGUGAGCCCUGAUGGUAUGCAGUUUUCCAUUACAUCACCUGAUCGUAGGAUCCGCGUGUUCUGGUUCAGAACAGGGAAACUACGACGAGUUUAUGAUGAAUCUCUUGAGGUGGCCCAAGAUCUCCAGAGGAGUGAUGUCCCUCUUUACAGGCUAGAAGCUAUUGAUUUUGGCAGACGCAUGGCUGUAGAAAAAGAAUUUGAAAAAACAGAAAAUGCACCUCAGCCUAAUGCAGUUUUUGAUGAAAGCUCAAAUUUCCUUAUUUAUGCGACACUUCUAGGGAUUAAAAUUAUAAAUCUACAAACAAAUAAAGUUGCGAGAAUCCUAGGGAAGGUGGAAAGUAAUGACAGAUUUUUGAGAAUUGCCUUGUAUCAAGGUGAUCGAGGCAGUAAAAAAGUAAGGAAGAUUCCUUCUGCUGCUGUAAAUGCUAAUGAAAGCAAGGACCCUCUGACAGAUCCCACUCUCCUAUGCUGUGCUUUCAAGAAGUAUAGAAUCUAUUUAUUCAGUCGGAGAGAACCUGAGGAACCAGAAGAUCCAACUAAGGGAAGAGAUGUAUUCAAUGAAAAGCCACCUGCUGAUGAACUUCUGGCUGUAUCAGAGCUUGGAAAGGCAGUCACAACAUCCCUUCCGGAUAAUGUGAUCCUUCACACCACUAUGGGUGACAUUCAUAUGAAGCUAUACCCUGAAGAGUGUCCAAAGACUGUAGAGAAUUUUACAACGCAUUGCAGAAAUGGCUAUUAUGAUAAUCUGAUUUUUCACCGGGUUAUUAAAGGUUUCAUGGUACAGACUGGAGAUCCAUUGGGAGAUGGUACUGGCGGGCAAUCCAUAUGGGGAAGGGAGUUUGAGGAUGAAUUGCACAAAAGCUUGCGGCAUGAUAGGCCUUUUACAGUAUCAAUGGCUAAUGCUGGGCCGAACACAAAUGGUUCUCAAUUUUUUAUCACCACUGUUGCCACUCCAUGGUUGGAUAACAAACAUACAGUUUUUGGCAGAGUUUUAAAAGGAAUGGAUGUUGUACAGGCUAUAGAGAAAGUAAAGACUGACAAGGCAGACAAGCCAUACCAAGAUGUAAAGAUUUUGAAUGUGACCGUUCCAAAGUCCUAGAUUAGAUUGGACAGUUCUUUUUCAUAGACACUGUUGAUGAUCCUGGGUCCCUGUUCUCAGUACGAAGAACAUUAAUUCGUAUAAUCCCAUGGCCUAAGUGUGGUGAAUGUUGCACAAGAAGGGAAGAGGGGUGUUUCUUCCAGACAUUUGAUUUGUUCUGAUUAUUCAUCAAUUUCAACAACUAGCAUGAGUUAAACUUUUUCAACUCUGGAAAAGAUGGGAGGAUGAGCAGAUAGACGAAAAUUUGAAUUUUCAAACCCUUUACUUUGUAUGCUGUGGAAAAUCUGCAGUUUUCUUAUGGCAUGACUUAACAGUAGUGUUAUACUUUCUCUUAUUGAAGGGUUAUAUUUGAAUAUGUUAUCAGUAGAAUUAUCUAAUCUCUGG
Molecule: messenger RNA, 2269 nt
Organism: Coffea eugenioides
Lineage: Eukaryota; Viridiplantae; Streptophyta; Magnoliopsida; Gentianales; Rubiaceae
Product: peptidyl-prolyl cis-trans isomerase CYP71
Exons: 14
Coding region: 83-1885 (600 amino acids)
Biological process (GO): protein peptidyl-prolyl isomerization; protein folding
Molecular function (GO): protein binding; peptidyl-prolyl cis-trans isomerase activity
Source: RefSeq, a predicted model, not a curated record